AUUCCAUGUCACAAGUCUUUAAGAAAAUACAAUACUAUACAACUUAGGUAUCCUAACUUUGCUUUGCAACCAAACUUUGCAUAGUUAUAAAACCUACAGCAAGUUAUAAUAACCCUUCAUAAUGAUCUGAAUAACCAUAAGUACAUCCUGGAUAAUGAUUAUCCAUUAGAUAUUGUAUGUGAAAGAAAUUGUUAGGUACACCGCAACCCUCUUGGCUAGCUAGCUAGCUACAAAAGAGUAUUGACUUUCGUUUUAUACCCAGCUCCGGAAUGUAUUUUUCCAAACAGAAACAACUCAAACAUUGUACCAUGGCUAUAGCAACCGCGCAUAGCCCCAAUAAACAAACCAAUAAAAAAAAAUUAAAAACCAAGAAAAAUGUAAAACUGUGUUAGGAAAGUCUUUUUCCUGCUCAACCAACUCGACCAACACAACUCUAGAGCUCUAGUUUAAACCUUUUAUUUAUUAAUUUUAAUUCAAUUUAAAUAAACCAAAAAAGUGUUUGUGUGUAUUUCCAAGAAGACCCUCUCUUUCCCACCAAAAAAGUUUCAGUGUGCAAUCAUGCAAAAGGCGUUAUGAAACCUCCAUCAGCUUUAAUGACCGAUUCACGUAAAUGUCUAUUUCGAAGCUGCGUGGCAAAUCAGCCCUUGGACGUUCAACAACCACAACUAGCCAUAGCACAACUUUAGCCAAUAACAACAACAACAACAACCUUAGCAACAACAAUAACAAUAGUAACAAUAAACUAACUAAAUCCUCCUACAUACCUCAGACGUCACUGCUGAAAAUCGAACCGUUUGUUCCUAGUCUCAAUGCGAGACUCCGUCGACCAAUUCACAGAUCCUACAGCACCCUUAGUUCUAGUUACUUUAAGAAACUCACCAAUCAACAAAAUCAUCAUCGUUUGAAUGGACCAAAUGUUGAUGCUUUGAAAGCACGAGGUAAAGAAGUCACAUCAUUCCAAAGACAAAGAUCAAAGUCUUCUGGUUCAACAUCAUCGUCAGUGGCGAAUCCAUUAGCGACAUCUACUGUCGUUACCCAACAACCAAAUGGAGUUUGUCGAAUUGUACGAAGUCCCAAGGAGCAGGAGAAACUCCCGGACCGAAUUAACUACGACCGUCGUGGAUUGGGAGCCAUUCCAAUUUUCGAAAACGAACCGAAUCUCAGGUUACUCUCUUUGCAGCAUAAUCUAAUAAACGUUUUCCAUAUUCCACAGCAAGGUGGCGCCACUGAUAAGCAGACUCAUCAGUCUGAUGAUGAAGCAGCAAAGCAGUUGGAGAAAGAUGCAACUACUAAUAAUAUCUCAAAGGCCAAAUUAUUGAAUAGCACUCGAAAUUCCAUCAACAAGAGGUCUCCAUCGCCUAUGGUCACUGUCGGACCUCCUAACUCCCUCCAGACCCGAUUUAGUCCGUCCCUAGGGAAUGAGGGGAGUAAAUCUAGUCGACUUAUCAUCAAAAACUCUAUAAUCUUGAAUACCUCUUCGAAUACUAUUAACACCAUGAAGAAAUCCAAGAGUUUCAUCUCAAAUUACUCGAAGCACCUUUCAAGCUUGAAGAAAAACCUUCAUUCGAAAUGCUCCAUGGUUCGAGUGAUGGAUAGCAGCAUUCGUCAAUCACCGGGUUCUCUCGAUGUGAGUCCUUGUGAAAGUCCCGUAGAUGUUCUCAAUGUCAAGAACAAUCAACUGCUAACUUCAUACGGAGAGAUAUUCCAGAACUUGGUGUUUCUUGACCUCUAUGACAACCAAAUCGAGAAGAUCUCAAACCUAGAUGGAUUGACCAAUCUUACAGUUUUACUUUUGGGCAAAAACCGUAUCAGUGACAUGACGGGUUUGGCAUCUCUAAAAAACACCCUUCGAGUCCUUGAUUUGCAUGGCAACCGAAUAAUUUCUAUUGGAAACAAAAUAAAUUGCCUGCAAGAAUUGAAAUCUUUGAACCUAGCUGGAAACCAAAUCCGACAGAUAAACCAAAAUGACUUCAUGGGCUUAAUGAACCUCCGCGAAUUGAACUUAAAACGGAACAAGAUUAAACGAGUAAAUGGUUUCAAUCACUUGACAAGCCUUGAGCGCCUGUGGUUAUGCCACAACGAUUUGCACAAAGUCGAGGAUAUGUCGUCCAUAGCCAAAGCUAUAAACCUUCUCGAAGUGACCAUCGAGAAUAAUCCAGUAUCGCUAGCUGGCGAUUGUGUGUCGUUUUUGGUGAGUUACCUACCUAAGCUGCAAAUGCUCAGCCAAAUGCCUAUAACUGAGCAAGUACGUCGCGCCGCCAUGGCUUGGCGUCGGAAUAAGGAACUCUCAGACAGUAACUAUUCAACCUUAUCGUCGGAUGUUUUCAGUAGCAUUCGAAGGGAGGAGGUGAUUUCAAAUGCACGAACCAACUGGGAAUUGCUUCGGUCACAGCAGACCCUUCAUAAGAAUUCGUCAUCGGCGGCCGCUUCGGUGGUAGUGGUAAAUUCUAUCCCGGAAGUAGUGCCACCAUCAUCACAAGAGACUGUCUCUUCCAGUCCGAUUGUGGCGGAAAUUCAACAGGAAGCUGUCAAACUUCCACCUAUUCAGGGUCAAAACCAAAAUCAAAAUCCUUUCGGAUCGAAUGCUCCAUCGGAAAAAACACACUCGUCUGCUUCCAGUUUGGGGCCGAACGUUGACUCAUCCUCGAGUUAUUUUAGUUCAGACAAUGAAGACCGUGACAUGUCAACACGUCCUAAAGAAAAACGCCAUCGUGACAAGGCUCGUGAGGAUUCAAAAGGAAUUCAUCCAACAGAGAACAAAGAAACAAACGAGAAUGGCAGCGAGCCUGCAGGACACGAAGAGGCGGUGGUGGAGGAAACAAUAGAUUCAGCGAUGAUGUUGGGAGUAGAUUCCACACCCACCAAUGUCGCUACCACAGUCAUUCAAAAUCCUUCUGUAACAAUUGUGUCACAAUCGACUGCAACCACUAUUAACAACGGUAGCAGCGCAAUGAAUCUGGAGAAAUCAUCAUCGUCGUCAUUGCCAACUGGAACGGCAGUAUCUGCAACAGUAGCAGGGGUAGCUCCAUCUAAGUCACAACAUCAACAACAACAUAGAAAUCCAACGAUGAGCCUAGCGAUUAAUGGCAACAAUAAUCCUGGCAUCACAUCGAAUCCAAAUGUCACAACAAAACGUUACAUGCAUGGCAGCCUAAUGAGAUCCCAAACAACAAAGCCUGCCUCUUCUGUUGUUGCUGGUAGUGCCAUCGCCACCGCCACCUCCGCUGUUGCUGGUGCUGCCGCCAAUCGAGCAUCAGCACAACUAAGCCACCACAAUUCGACCGCAAAUAAUGGAGUUGCAACCUCUGGGUCGGGUAAUGGCCUCGGGAACGGAGGCACUGGCGGUGGUUCUUCUUCGAAUAACAACAGCACAGCAGCUGGUGGCGUGACUUCGUCGUCGUCCUGCAACAAUGGAGCCUCCAAUACUGCCGCCGCAAAUAAAACAUCGACAACUAUUUCUGCCUCUAGUGCUACAGCCUCAACAACCGCCACUAUUGGGACCACCACAACUAAGCAGGUAGUGGAACGGGAACGCGAACAGGGUGGAGAUUAUUUGAUAGAGAUUUGCGGCCGUUAUCUCAACGUAUACGGUACGGGAGCGUUACGCUUUAUUGACAAGCAAUGGAGCGCCCAGAAGGCUGGCGAUGUGCAUACGCUUAAUUUUAGCUACAUCAACUUCAAUAGCAUCACAGCGGUGCUGGGAAGGGUCAAAGCUCGGUUUCCGCAUGCGGAGCACUUUGUUUUUCGCGAAACGAAUAUCUCGUGCUUGGGCCAAUUGAAUGCAAUGGCCGAACUACAAGGCAUCACCUCGCUGACCAUUGAUUCAGAGGGGAAUCCUAUUUGCGGCAAAGACUGGCGGCUCUAUGCCGUCUAUCGAUUGUCGCACUGGGGCCUAAAGACUAUCAAUGGACAGGAAGUUAGCGAGGACGAGAUGAACGCUGCUCAGCAGGUGUAUGUUGGCCUAUCGGAUUUGGUGCUGUGGUCGAUGCCAGAUGGUAUGUUGCAGCCUUUGUUGGGACGCCUCAGGCUCGAGGAGAAUUGUUCGUCGAGCAAAUUGACGCCUAAAGAAUGGUUACUAAAAGCCGACAAUGCUUUGAAAGUGGUGGUGGGUAAGGAGGCUCUGCAAUGGAAGAAAACCGCGAGUGGGGACUUUGAAAAUACCACGACUAGGGAGCGUGGCCGUAUGCAUUUUUCUCUGAUGAUUGAGAAUACGUGUAAUGCUGUGGAGAAACUUAAUCUGUUGGAGGAGUUGUGGCCCAGUUUAUUGUUGGAUAUUGUUAGAAACACUUUAUUAGAUUACUCACAGCUGGAUGUUUAUUUGAAGAAUUUGAUGUCGGAAAUAAUGAAGUGAGAAUUAUUAUUGUAUCGGGGUUUGUGUUGGUAAUGGAUAAAAAGAUUGCGGAGA
Messenger RNA from Episyrphus balteatus (marmalade hoverfly), 4405 nucleotides. RefSeq names its product DEP domain-containing protein DDB_G0279099. The record is from RefSeq and is a predicted model, not a curated record. Lineage: Eukaryota; Metazoa; Arthropoda; Insecta; Diptera; Syrphidae. Gene Ontology annotation, molecular function: protein binding. The transcript has a single exon. The coding region runs from base 611 to 4351 and encodes 1246 amino acids.